AUGUAUCACGAGGUUUCUGAUGAUCUUGGUAGUCAGAGUCAGCUAAAUCCUAAUAACGAGUCAAAUAUGUUAUGCUCACAGGCAAUGAGUUGUCAUAUUGCUUGUGGAGGCAACCAGUCUUCAUCUAAAACAAUCAAAGACACGAGUUUCAUGCCGGUGAUACGAGCGAAGACAGCCUUCCAAGGUCUCAUCUUGCAACCAAGGAAACAACAAAGUUUUAAAGAUGCAAAGCAUAAAUUUAUUUUAGACAGAUUCAGGUAUAAAGAAUGCAUAAAAUUUGUACAUGAUCUGAGUAAAGACCAAGGAUCUGAUAGUGAUUUCCGCUGUUAUUGUGGAGAACUUGAAUCUAAACAUUAUAAAAGUUCAAUUGGCGUCGAAAGUGAAGCUGAUAAAUGGUCAGAAUCAGAAGAUAUAAAAACAUUUAGACCAACAAAUGCUUUCGGUCAAAUUGAAUUUUCAGAUUCGUUAACUCAAAAACCUGUAGAGUUUGUUCGGAUAUCAGAUGAAGAUAGACUGGAAGAUGUUAUGUUGCUGAUCAAAGAUUAUUGGAGAAUGCUGGAACCAGAAAAGCCAAACUUGUGUAUAUCAGUUAUUGGUGGUGCAAAGAAUUUUGUUCUUGAAGGACACAAAAAAGAUGUUUUCUAUUCAGGUUUAAUUCAAGCAGCUCAUAGUACUAAAGCUUGGAUUGUAACCUCUGGAUUAAACUUGGGCAUUGUACGCGUUGUUGGUGAUGCUUUACAAGAUCAAAGUUUUUAUUCUGAUAAAUGGAAAAAUGUCGGCAGUCUUCGUUGUCUUGGAAUUGCUCCAUGGGGUUAUGUGUUGAAUAGAGAAACACUGAUUUCUGAGGAUCACAAUACACCUAUACGAUAUGUUCUUUCAAAUUUCAUAGCUACCGGUUGCCCAGUUUCAUUAAAUGAAAAUCAUACACAUUAUAUAUUUGUUGAUGAUGGUAGACGUCGAAGAUAUGGUGGGAGUAAGUCGGCUGAAUAUCGAGCUAAACUAGAAAAACAAAUCGCUCUUCCGCCUAACAAAGGUGGUUUUGGUAUUCCUGUCGUCCUUGUCAUUGUAGAGGGUGGUCAUGAUGUAUUUAUAGAUGCGAGAAAUAGUAUUAUCGAAAAUGUACCUGUAGUUAUUUGUUCGGGUACAGGUCGAGCUGCAGAUGUUCUAACUCUGGCUAUGCUUUUUCGUUUAAAGUAUAGAUCUCAAUUUAGCGGUUUUUCCUCCGAUGAAAUUGCAGUUUUAAAAGAGAAAUUACUUCCUGUGUCUAUGACUCCAGAUAAAGUCAGUGAUGCGCUUGGUAUGAUUUACACGAUUGUCCGAAAUCCUGAAUUGAUUACAACUUUUGAUAUGAAUCAUUCCGAUGAUUUUGAUUUAGCUAUUCUAUCAGCAUUGAUUAAAGUCUCACCAUAUGUUGAAAAGCAGUUACAAUUGGCAUUCACUUGGGGAAGAAGUGAUAUUGCCCAGGAGAAAAUAUUUCGUAAAGGUCGACCAAUUCGACUUGAAACUCUCGAAUAUUUUAUGCUCAAAGCAUUGAAAGGCGAUAAACUUGAGUUUGUGAAAAUUCUUCUACACAAUGGUGUAACUAUGAAAUCAUUUCUAACUGUUGCACGACUUCAAGAAUUGUACAAUGAUUCAGAUCGUCGUGAAGGAUUUGUUAAAUGUCUAAAACAUCAUAAUCUUUUCCCGUCAAUGAAGACUAGUUUCACUCACGAAGUGAUGAUCAUAAAAGACGGUGAUAGUAAUAAUAAUGACAAAAAUAAUAAUCAUAAUAGUAAUACUAAUAACAAUAUAAAUGUCAGGAAAGGAUCUGAUCAAAUCACUACUGGAUUACUGCCUGUUGAUGAUUACGACAGUAAAGGUCUAAUAAGUAUGAGUCCAUCACAAAAAAAUCGAAUACGACUACCAAUCAUAAAUAAGCUGUUAAAGCGUAUGCUGGGAAAUUUUCACAACACUUCGUACGAUUUUAACAAUGAAAAACUGGAGUCGGAACCAGGUGCAGAGAUUUUUCACCAGCUGUUCACUUCGCCAUUUGAAGAAUUAUUUCUUUGGGCAGUACUUCAUCAACGUCAAAAAAUGGCUUUAUACUUUUGGGAGUGUUGUGAUAAUCCUCUAAUCCUGGCGUUGAUUGCCUGUUGUCUCUAUUCAAAUAUGAAGAAAUCUCUACCCACCUAUGAUACUGAAUCAAGAGCGCUGUAUGAAUCAUAUAUUAGAGAAUUUGAAACAAUAGCUGUUCGUUUGUUAGAAAGGUGUUAUGAAACAGAUGAGAAGCUGACUUCAGUUCUCCUGGAAAGAGAUACACAUCUAUGGGGUAAUUUCAAUUGUAUACAUUUGGCAGCUCAAUCUAUCCGACGAAAAUUUAUCAGUUCAACAGCAUGUCAAGACUCGUUAUACUAUGCAUGGCAUCAAGGCAUACGUGUCAAUCUACUUAUCCUGUUAUGCACUUUAAUCUGUCCGCCUCUUUUAUUCUCUGAUCGUUUACUAGAAUGGGAGAAUACCUCCUCACUUGUUUAUACUGAUACAUCGUCUAACAAUGAAGACUUCGAUGAAUUUAUGAAUAAUAUUAACAGUAAUAAUCAUCCAUUGAUACAUGGGAAAACCUGUAGUCAUCAAGAUUCAACAUCAUUUUCUAAAUAUGAUAAAAUUAAAUGGAAAUUUCAUGCAUUCUACAGUGCGCCAAGAACUAAAUUCGCUUUCAAUGCGCUCAUUUACGUUCUAUUCGUUUUGUACUUUUCGUACACAUUAUUAUUUGAAACACUGCCAGACAAGAUAUCCAUUCACGAGAUUAUUGUUAUCACUUAUUUCACUGCUAUGCUGAUCGAUUUGAUUCGUCAGAUUGUUAAAUCAUACGAUAAAAGAUUCGAACAAUUUCAUUUACGAUGGAAUCAUUACUACUGGAAUAAAUUUGAUCUGCUUUUAGUUGGUUUAGCCACAGUUAGUGCAUUGUUACGUAUUGGAUUGAGUAAAACAUUUCUCUAUGCAAAAUCAUGCUAUGUGAUAACACUGAUUGGUUGUUAUUUGAGAAUAUACCGUUUAUAUUCACAUCAUCCUCGUCUUGGGCCUAAACUGGUGAUGAUACAUAGUAUGCUUGUUGAACUAUUAAUGUUCUUAUUCAUUUUGGUUAUUGUCCUUGUGGGUUAUGGUGUAUCCCAGCAAGUACUCCUCUAUCCAUAUCGUUCGCAUUUCACAUGGACAGUAGUUCGUGAUGUAUUUGUCUUUCCUUAUUGGAAUUUAUUUGGUGAAUUAAUGCUGGAUUAUGCUUUUGCUGAAAAGGAAGGCUGUCCCAGCAAUUCUGUAAACACUGAAGAAUGUCCAACAUUCAAUUUUUUAAGUCCAUUAUUUCUAGCUGUUUAUUUAAUGAUUGCUGCAAUCCUACUGAUGAAUUUAUUGAUUGCAAUCUUCAGUAAUGUAUUUGAGAAAAUUGAGGAGAAUUCAAUUGAAUUAUGGAAAUUUAAUAUAUUAUCUUUGGUGUUGGAAUACAGUAAUCGACCAAUUCUGCCUGUACCGCUGUCUGCUGUUAUAACUAUCGCUGAAUUCAUCAUAUAUUGUCUUUGUAUGAAACAGAUUACAGGCAAAAUUACACAUCUUUUAAAUAGAUUCACUACACCAUUUUAUAUGACGACAGAGUCCAAGGUUGUCGACGAUGAUACACCAUCUGAUCGUGAUGAUACUGAUGCAGAGAAGGUGUUAACAACCGGUGAUGAAAGCAAAUGCACUUUUGAAUGUUACAGUUACACAUCCAGAUUGGUACCUGAUUAUUUAAGGCUAACACCAGUUGUAAUCGAUCAGAACAGUAAAUAUUUUGAUGAAUAUUUCAAGGCGAAACAAGUGGAAAAUUUUUGUAAACGAAGUCUGUUGAAAGAGGAACAACGAUCAAACACGGUGACCAGCUGUCCACAAAACAAUGCAAUGUUGCUUUCGUGA
This is a messenger RNA of Trichobilharzia regenti, 3921 nucleotides long. NCBI's taxonomy places the organism in Eukaryota, Metazoa, Platyhelminthes, Trematoda, Strigeidida, Schistosomatidae. The record is from the annotation of a GenBank genome assembly.